GCACACACACAUUUUCUUGCAGUUGCAUGUCAAAAGGUCUCACAGAGCUUUCCUCAUUGUAAUCUUGAUCAUCUAAUCACAUUUACCAUCUUCAAAUCUUCUCCAGUACCUUACAAAGAUCAUUGCAUUAUGUAAACUUGUCUUAAUCUAAACAAUCCUGGACAUCUAUUAUAUGUUCAAGCUAGUUCAUUUCAGUUUGGUUGUUCUUGAUAGUAUCUUUCUCUUCACUUCUUAGAGCUUGCCUGUUUGGUUCUUAAUAUAAUCUAAGGAGAUUUUAUAUAAAUACACAAAUCAUGUAGUUGUUUUCUUUGUGCUUUGAUCCUGCAUUCCUGUAUAUUCUUGUACAGCAGCUAUCUAUUUCUAAGCUGAUUAGAUUGGACCUUUCUUCCAAGGAUUUAACCAGUGAAGGAGAAAGAUGAUAUAUAAGUAGCUAGGUUAUAUCACAUUCUUUUGCUAUACAUAGGCUUAGAACAGAGAUUUUAGAGAUAUAGAUAGAUGGAAGAGACAUUUGUGCCGUUUCGCGGAAUCAAGAAUGACCUUCAAGGGAGAUUGUUGUGUUACAAGCAGGAUUGGACUAGUGGAUUCAAGGCAGGUUUCAGAAUUUUGGCUCCCACCACAUACAUAUUCUUCGCCUCAGCCAUUCCGGUUAUCUCAUUCGGGGAGCAACUUGAAAGAAGCACAGAUGGAGCAUUGACAGCAGUUCAGACUUUGUCAUCUACUGCGAUAUGUGGAAUUAUACAUUCAGUCGUCGGAGGUCACCCGUUGCUUAUAUUAGGUGUUGCAGAGCCAACUGUGAUAAUGUACACCUUCUUGUAUGACUUUUCUAAACAGAGGCCAGAGUUGGGCCAUAAGCUGUUUCUUGCAUGGACUGGAUGGGUAUGCGUUUGGACAGCAGUCUUGCUGUUCUUCUUAGCUAUCUUGGGAGCUUGUUCCAUCAUUAACAGGUUUACGCGUGUUGCUGGUGAAUUAUUUGGCUUGCUCAUUGCAAUGCUUUUCAUGCAACAAGCUGUCAAAGGAGUGAUAGAUGAGUUUCGUAUUCCAAAGCGAGAGGAUCCUACCUUGACUGAGUUUACCCCUUCGUGGAGGUUUUCAAAUGGAAUGUUUGCUCUGGUUCUGUCUUUUGGCCUUUUGCUCACUGCAUUACGCAGUAGAAAAGCAAGGUCAUGGCGUUAUGGAUCUGGUUGGAUCAGAAGUCUUAUUGCAGACUAUGGUGUGCCACUCAUGGUUUUAGUUUGGACAGCUAUUUCCUAUAUACCCAGUGGAAGUGUUCCAAAAGGGAUCCCACGACGGCUUUUUAGCCCAAAUCCGUGGUCCCCUGGUGCAUAUGACAACUGGACUGUGAUCAAGGAUAUGCUAAAUGUGCCCAUUCUUUAUAUAAUUGGAGCUUUUGUUCCUGCAACAAUGAUAGCAGUGCUUUACUAUUUCGACCAUAGUGUAGCAUCUCAACUUGCUCAGCAGAAAGAAUUUAAUUUGAGGAAACCAUCUGCUUAUCAUUACGACUUGCUUCUUUUGGGGUUCUUGACCCUGAUGUGUGGUUUACUUGGAAUCCCUCCUGCAAAUGGUGUGAUUCCCCAGUCCCCAAUGCAUACUAAGAGUCUGGCAACUCUCAAGCAUCAGCUGCUCCGAAACCGACUUGUUUCUACUGCACGUCAAAGCAUGAAGAAGAAUUCUAGCUUAGGACAACUGUAUGGCAACAUGCAGGAAGCUUAUCAUCAGAUGCAGACCCCUUUGAUAUACCAACAAUCGUCAGAUAUGGGGCUAAAGGAACUAAAGGACUCAACUAUCCAGCUAGCUUCAAGCAUGGGGAACUUUGACGCCCCAGUUGAUGAAACAGUUUUCGAUGUUGAGAAGGAGAUCGAUGAUCUCUUGCCUGUUGAGGUUAAAGAACAACGUCUGAGUAACCUACUACAAGCCACUUUGGUUGGAGGAUGUGUUGCAGCCAUGCCUUUUCUCAGAAUGAUUCCUACUUCUGUCCUUUGGGGAUACUUUGCUUUUAUGGCCAUCGAAAGUCUACCUGGCAACCAGUUUUGGGAGAGGAUAUUACUUCUCUUCACUGCACCAAGCAGAAGAUACAAAGUUCUAGAAGACUACCAUGCUACCUUCGUGGAAACUGUGCCAUUCAAGACCAUCGCUACAUUUACAGUGUUCCAAACAGCAUACUUGCUCGUCUGUUUUGGGCUUACAUGGGUUCCAAUUGCAGGACUGUUGUUCCCUCUGAUGAUUAUGCUUUUGGUUCCUGUAAGACAAUAUUUUCUCCCUAAAUUUUUUAAAGGGGUACACUUGCAAGAUUUAGAUGCAGCAGAGUAUGAAGAGGCACUAGCAAUACCAUUCAAUCUUUCUUCAAUGGAAGGAGAACAAGGCACUAGAGCUUCUCCUGCGGAGGCUGGAGAACUAUUGGAUGGAAUUGUAACCAGAAGUCGGGGAGAGAUUAAACACAUCCGUAGUCCUAAAAUCACAAGCUCCACAUCAACUCCAUUCAAUGAUCCUAAAAACCUUCAGAGCCCGCACUUUCCACAGAAAGUCUACAGUCCUCGCAUCAAUGAGCUUAGGGGUCAGCCAAGUCCUCGCAGUUCUGGGAAAGGAGUAUCUAGUCCAACUGGAGAAGUCAGGCCAUCUACUCCGAGGAGGAGUCCUCUAAACUAGACUCCUUUAAAGAGUUAUAAAUAUCCUUUCUUUUAACCUAAAAUGAGGCACGGUGGAGAUGGGCUAUCGGCUUAUCACCUUCCAUGAUUGCCACUGUUAUUCUGAUAUGAAUCCCUGUUGGUGUAAUGUCUUCUUCUUUCUAGUCUUGUUUUGUAGCUACUGAUAUGCAAGCUUGUUUGUUUUAUUUGUAACUAUAUAAAUACUAGUAACAGCUUAGGCUGUUCUUUCUAAUGAAUAAUACAUGUUGAAAGAUUUUGUGCU
Daucus carota subsp. sativus is the source of this 2904-nucleotide messenger RNA. Its product is annotated as probable boron transporter 2. The record is from RefSeq and is a predicted model, not a curated record. Gene Ontology annotation, cellular component: plasma membrane. NCBI's taxonomy places the organism in Eukaryota, Viridiplantae, Streptophyta, Magnoliopsida, Apiales, Apiaceae. Gene Ontology annotation, biological process: monoatomic anion transport; monoatomic ion homeostasis; transmembrane transport. Gene Ontology annotation, molecular function: solute:inorganic anion antiporter activity. Bases 496 to 2643 code for a protein of 715 amino acids. The transcript has 12 exons.